AUGGCGUGGUCUAAAACCACCCGGAUCAGCAUCAUGCUGGCCAUUGAUGUUGCAUUCUUCCUCAUCGAGUUAAUAUCGGGCUUUAUGGUUCAUUCACUGGCGCUGAUGGCCGAUGCUUUCCAUAUGCUCAACGACAUCAUAUCACUGAUUAUUGGUCUCUGGGCUGUCACCGUCGUUAAACGCGCCACUACAAACCGCUUCUCUUACGGCUGGGUGCGAGCCGAGAUCCUAGGUGCCUUCUUCAACGCCGUUUUCCUAAUUGCACUUUGUAUUUCUAUCAUCCUUGAGGCAUUGACCCGGUUUGUGGAGCCUCAGGAAGUCGCCAACCCGAAGUUAAUCCUCAUUGUCGGCUGUUUUGGUCUUGUCUCGAACCUCGUCGGUUUCGUCGUCUUAGGCGGCCAUGGACAUGAUCACGGUCACGGCCACAGUCAUGACCACGGAGCGGAUCACAGCCAUGACCAUGUCCACCAACAUGACGACGUGUCAGCUGCCGAGGAAGGCAGAGCUAUAUACGACCCUGCAGACGAGAAUGGACCCGUAUCCGAUGUCUAUCCCGACGUGGUUGUAGCCCGGGUGCAGGCUGGGGAUUACGGAUCUAAGAGGACCAACCACAUCCGGUCUCACGGUACUAAGAGUGGAGACAAUGGAGGCCAUUCGGAUACCAGUCGAAACUUCUCUUCGCGAAAGUGGGAACGUCGACGCGCCAGCAGCCUUAAGCGCAGCCGCUUUACGAGCAUCGACGAAGUCAAUAUUCACCCUGCUAGUUUCAGGCAGGAUAUUAUCUAUAGAUCUAGCCAAAGUGAUGAGACCGAUGACAGCUCAGUGGAGGACAAUGCUACGGUGGAAACUGCCGUACGUGACGACCCAGUCGCAGACGAGAACACACCGCUCAUUGGGAAGGACAACGGGAAAAACGCCGAUGUUGUAUCUAAGAGCCAGCGCGACCGCCACUCUGUUGGUCAUCAUAGGAGCGAUUCCGGGGUUCAUGACGAUCACCACCAUACUAAACCGAAGUCCAAGUCUAAGAAUAGUCACGGUCACAACCAUGCGGACAUGGGUAUGAAUGCCAUGGUCCUUCAUGUUCUAGGCGAUGCGCUCGGCAACGUUGGUGUUAUUGCCACGGCGUUAAUUAUUUGGUUGACUGACUGGCCAGGACGGUACUAUGCCGACCCAGCCGUGUCGUUAUUCAUUACUCUCAUUAUCCUAAAAUCGGCCAUUCCUCUCACCAAGGCCACGUCCAAGGUGCUCCUGCAAGCGACACCGGAUCAUCUCGACCUUGAAGAUAUCAAGGAUGAUAUCCAGGGAUUGCCCGGGGUCAUCAGCUGUCACCAUGUGCACGUCUGGCAGCUUUCCGACACCAAGGUGGUGGCUUCAUUGCACAUACAGAUUGCUUUUCCUAUUACCGACGAGGGCGCGGCAAGGUACAUGAAGCUUGCGAAACAGGCGCGGAAAUGUCUUCAUGCCUAUGGAAUUCAUAGCGCCACGAUUCAACCGGAAUUUUGCCUGGAUCAAAACUGCAGCCAUGUGGAAGAGGGAUCUGUGACGAUGGACGGUCAACAAUCGCCGGUGCCCAACCCAACCAAUGUCAAACUCGAGCCAAGUGAUGGGUGUCUACUAGACUGUGUGGACGAUUGUGUGGAUCAGGGUUGCUGCACAUUGCCAACUGGGCCAGGUUCCAAGGCCGGCUCGAGCCGACGAUCUAGUCACUCGGCGGCUCAUAGCCACGAGCACGAGCACGAUCACUCACACCAGCAUUCCUAG
Molecule: messenger RNA, 1761 nt
Organism: Xylaria bambusicola
Lineage: Eukaryota; Fungi; Ascomycota; Sordariomycetes; Xylariales; Xylariaceae
Product: cation efflux protein
Exons: 1
Coding region: 1-1761 (586 amino acids)
Biological process (GO): zinc ion transmembrane transport; intracellular zinc ion homeostasis
Cellular component (GO): membrane
Molecular function (GO): zinc ion transmembrane transporter activity
Source: RefSeq, a predicted model, not a curated record